Molecule: messenger RNA, 1496 nt
Organism: Opisthorchis viverrini
Lineage: Eukaryota; Metazoa; Platyhelminthes; Trematoda; Opisthorchiida; Opisthorchiidae
Exons: 5
Source: RefSeq, a predicted model, not a curated record
AUGGCAUCCGCACAGGUUUACCGCUUCCAGCGGCGUUUGAACACACUACAGAGCCAUCAUGAGCUGGCUUUGAAGAGGCAUUCAGUUUCGAACAAAAGUUAUGAAACACGUAGUCGGGACGUCAUGAAUUCACUUAUUACUCAUUUGGCGGAAAGUGAGAAGAAGUUGAAGAAGACUAAGCGAACAGCAAAACCCAGAAUUUCUCAUCCAACAGUGCCCAAACAGAGCCGUUGCAACGAUUCGGCAAAUCCAACAUCCAGCUAUUUUCCCUACACCGACAAAUCCAGAUAUAGUUGUCGACCUGACCAAAUGGAUGCGCCUUGUGUGUUACAACAUGGUGGAAGAGAGCAUGUCCCUUUCCUCUUCGGUGAAAACGUCUAUCAUCACAACCAUACCAACGAGCCAAUUUUUCCGCCCCCCACGUACGCUGAGCAAUCUGGGCCAUCUUCGCCAGCAUCUCUUCAAGCGCCAUCUAGAAACACCAGUCAUCCGCCGGACAGUUAUCUUGCUCCAAAGGUCCGUGAUAGCAAGUCGUGGACUGGUGUUUCAAACUACUCUGAUUCUUUUCACUCGAAUUCUGCGACAUAUUCUUUUGGAAUGUAUGCAGAUCACCAAUUUACCCCCAACCGACUCUUGAGCUAUGAUCUGCCCACCACUCAACACGAUUCUUCUACUGUGCCGCCUUCCAUCUACUCCUGCCCGACCGGUCGACCCUGGUCUAGCUUCAUUGAUUCUCACACCGAUUUUACUCAUUCAAACGAGUCCUAUCCGGAUGACGUUACCUCGAGAAGGCAAUCACUCAGAUCACCAACUGUACAUAAAUUUGAUUCUGUUCACCAAAAGCAGCAUCCGUAUGGUGUGAACAAUAAUAUGUACGACCACAACGUCUGUGGUGAGGCCAACUGUAUGGCAAACGACCUAUCCAUUUUUCCUCGCCUACAUGGUUCAGCGUAUCCUGGUAUCAACCCCAUCCUCGCAUCCACCUAUCCACUCGGCCCCGGCUACCGUGCGGAUGAAGCCUAUCGACCCCUCUCAGCUGCUACCAAUUAUCCAGGCACUAAUUUUUCUCCCUACACUUUUACUCCUCUAUCUGUUAAUACAGACACGGCACAGUACACCAAGCUUCCUGAUUUGACGGCAGUUGUCAGCGUGAUUGAGUUUGCUGAUUAUGGUCUUCAUGCCUUAUCAUGCAGUUUUCUGACCUUCAUCGACCAAAAUGCAAACUCACCUGGAACCCAGCUGAAUCUCGUUUGCGACGUUUCCAGGCAACUGAAUGUGCUGCACCAGGCCGCCUCAUUUUUCAAUCGCUACGAUAUUCGAUACAUAGCGACACAUUUACCUCAUUUCGACGACGGCGCUGUUCACGCAUAUGAGGCGUGUCGACUGAAGCACCUUUUUCAGCCGCAGUGCAAAGAUCAUGAAGGUUCUCGCCCAAUUCGGAAACACAGCGCUGAAAGUGAAAACGUACGCACGAUGGUAAUCCAAAUGGACAUGUG